This is a messenger RNA of Oryzias melastigma (Indian medaka), 1376 nucleotides long. It is a transcript of the gene scpp1, whose product is annotated as secretory calcium-binding phosphoprotein 1. The record is from RefSeq and is a predicted model, not a curated record. NCBI's taxonomy places the organism in Eukaryota, Metazoa, Chordata, Actinopteri, Beloniformes, Adrianichthyidae. Bases 348 to 1154 code for a protein of 268 amino acids. The transcript is spliced from 9 exons.
GGUGGAGAAAAUAUAUGUGAGAGUGAAUGGAACUGUGGGUGUUUGUGUGUGUGCCUACAAUCAUCGUCGUGCCAGUGUCAGUUUGUUUAAAGCCGAGUUUCAGGGGAAAAAUACACCUUCAUGAGUUGGCAGGAGACACACAUCCGGAGGAAAUGAUGCAAUUAUCUUAGCUGAGGUCACUUGCGCAUGUAUAUAUAGAUAUAUUUAUACCUAUAUAUACAUAUGUACACUGGGAUAUCGUGCAGCAUUGCUCUUCCACUGCUUCAACAGUUUGGAUUCUAGUUUGGUGCUGUGCCACAUCAGGAGAUUUCAUCAAGAGAAGCUGUGAUACUUCAAGAGAAACAAGAAUGAAGACUGUCAUUGUAACAAUUUGCCUGAUUGGAUCAGUUUUUGCAAACCCAAUUUUACACAACGUGUUGGUUUCAAAUGAGCAGGAUUCCAAUUCAACGGAAAGUCUGUCUGUUUCACAAUCUUCUGAAAACACUUCAGAACUUCAGAGCUCUGAGGAAGUUGCCUCUACAAACAGUACAGAGUCUGAAUCAUCAGAGUCUGCUUCAGAAGACAAGACCUCAGAAGAGAGUGACAGCGAGUCAGAUGAGGUAAUUGAGAUUGACCCUAUGCUUGAAACUGAAGAUAACAGCAUGGGCAGCGAGGAGAACGUCCGCAAAGUGCAGAGUUGGGUAAAGGCGUUUUCCAGUGUUGGCCAUGUCUUGAGCGCUGAGGACAACACCAGCAGGGAGGUCGAAGGUCAUUUAGAAGAUGCAAGCAAGGAGCUGACUCACAUCUCUUUGACUGCUGACAGUCGUGCAAACCUCCCCCUGCUGCAUAAACGCAUAGACGGCAUUGACAGCAGCAGCAGCGACAGUACAGAUCUUGCAGCUGCUUCCAGCAACAGCACUGAGAGCAACAGCAGUGAAAGCCAGGAGAGCGAUGAGACCAGCGACAGCAGUGAUGCCAGCGAGAGUUCAAAGGAAAGCGACGAAAGCGACAGCGCAGAGUCUGAGCAGGUCAAAGCCAAAGACUGUGUGAAUGGUACACAGAGCUGUGAAAGUGAAGAGUACUUCCUCCAGAGCGUAGGAGAUGAUGCCCACUUCUCUGUUCACGGUCUGAUGAUGCCAGAUGAGGAAAACAGAGAGUUAAGUCUGAGGAGAUGAUUGGUUGUCUGGCUUUAUCAUUUUUCUUUGUGAACAUUUUUAUUUUCUAAACCUCAACAUUAAGUGGGGCAGCUUUUUUUAAUCACAUCUAAACAACAGCAAUUUUUGCUUCAUACAACAUUGAGUAAUUAAUUCUUAAGUGAGAUGAUUGCUAUUGUAAAAUAAAUAAAGUAUUUUCUUUGUUGUAUUAAAACUGUGUUUUAAAAUAUAUAACAAAGCUGG